This is a messenger RNA of Talpa occidentalis (Iberian mole), 415 nucleotides long. Its product is annotated as nucleoside diphosphate kinase A 1-like. The transcript has a single exon. The record is from RefSeq and is a predicted model, not a curated record. NCBI's taxonomy places the organism in Eukaryota, Metazoa, Chordata, Mammalia, Eulipotyphla, Talpidae. The coding region runs from base 15 to 389 and encodes 124 amino acids. Gene Ontology annotation, molecular function: nucleoside diphosphate kinase activity. Gene Ontology annotation, biological process: GTP biosynthetic process; CTP biosynthetic process; UTP biosynthetic process.
UGCCAUCAAACCUGAUGGGGGUCCAGGGGGGCCUUGUAGGGGAAAUCAUUAAGCAUUUUGAGCAGAAGGGAUUCCGCCUUGUUGCAAUGAAAUUCAUACAGGCUUCUGCAGACCUUCUCAAAGAGCACUACAUUGACCUGCAGGACUGUCAGUUCUUUGCUGGCCUGGUGAAAUACAUGCACUCAGGGGCAGUGGUUGCCAUGGUCUGGGAGGGCCUGAAUGUUGUGAGGACAGGCCAAGUGAUGCUUGGGGAGACCAACCCGGCAGACUCCAAGCCUGGGACCAUUCAUGGGGACUUUUGCAUCCAAGUUGGCAGGAACAUCGUUCAUGGUAGCGAUUCCGUGGAGAGUGCCGAGAAGGAGACUGACUGGCUUGUGGUUUCACCCUGAAGAACUGGUAGAUUACAAGAGCUGAG